AUGGACAAGGAGAGCUCAAGCCGUAAACGAAGAGAUUCCGACUCACAUCGCGAUAGAGACACGCCCAAAGACCACCACCACCACCGCUCUAAGCACGAUGGUGACCGCCGCAGAUCCGACGAACACCAUCGCCGUCGCUCGGACUCUAGAACCGAGCGAGAGGGAAGCGAGGAUCGAGAAAUGCGCCGCGAGCGCGACAGAUCCCGUUCAGUCGAGAGAAAAAAGAGGAAGGAGAGAGAGGGGAGUGAGGGGAGAAGCGAUAAAAGAACUAAGGUUUAUGAUGACAAUGAUAGGGAGAAGCGUAGAUUUGAAGAUGAUAAAAGGGGGAAAGGUAGUGAGAGUCCUGGAUACGAGGGGAAGUAUGUGAAUAAAGAUGUGAAGGGUGAUUACGAUGGGAGUGGAAAGCAAGGGGAGACUGGUUCUGUUGCCAAUGGUGCUGCAACAGGGCCAAUCACAACACUCUCUAGCACUUCAUUUCAGACUUCUCCGGCUUGUAGCCUUUCUCCUACUACUAAGGUAUCUUCAAUUACCAAGACAAAUGAAAAUAAGGGAGUUAAUAUUAACAGAUCUCAUGAGGUUCCUGGGAAAUCCAGUACAGAUGGGACAGCUUCUGAUGUUGGAAAGAGUCGAGGUUUGUCCCUUGAUGCUUUAGCAAAAGCUAAGAGAGCCUUACAAAUGCAGAAGGAGCUUGCACUAAGAAUGAAGAAGAUUCCUGCUUUAAACAGAGAUUCAGCGUCAAUCGGUGGUGGUAGUUCAGGAGUGGGUGAAAAGGAGGUUGCUAAAUUUGCUUCAUCCAGUAAAGGUAUAUUGCCCACGCCUGCUCCUCCAGUAUCUUCCUCAGUGAUUCCUUCUGGAGCAGCAGUAAGCGCUUCAACUUUACCAAGCCCGUCGACCACAGUCACUCCCCCACCAAGUGGCUUGCCUCAUCUUCCUGGACUCACUCCGCAAAAAUAUGAAGCUGUAAAACGUGCACAGGAGCUAGCUGCCAAGAUGGGAUUCAGACAAGACCCAGAGUUUGCUCCGCUCAUUAAUAUGUUUCCAGGUCAAAUGCCCCCUGAGGUCACCAUUCAACCAAAGCCUUCAAAAGCACCCGUGCUUCGUUUGGAUGCAUUGGGCAGGGAAGUGGAUGAGCAUGGCAAUGUGGUGAAUGUUCCAAAAGUAAACAGCUUGAGUACUCUCAAGGUGAAUAUCAACAAGCAAAAGAAAGACGCCUUUCAAAUUCUCAAGCCUGAACUUGAUGUGGAUCCUGAUGAAAAUCCUCAUUUUGAUGCAAGGAUGGGAAUUGAUAAAAAUAAACUGUUGAGGCCUAAGAAGAUGACCUUCCAGUUUGUUGAGGAAGGCAAGUGGUCAAAAGAGGCAGAAGUUAUUAAACUGAAGUCUCAAUUUGGGGAGGCAAAAGCAAAGGAGCUAAAGGCAAAGCAAGUGCAGUUGGCGAAGGCAAAGGCAGAACCUGAUAUAAACCCAAAUUUGAUUGAAGUAGGAGAGAGGGUGAUUACCAAAGAAAAACAACAGGAACCAAUUCCUGAUGUGGAGUGGUGGGAUGUGCCUUUUCUACACUCUGGCACUUACGGCGACGUGGUCGACAGCGAGAUGAUCAAAGAAAACAUCAAAAUGGACAAGAUCACGAUUUACGUUGAGCACCCUCGGCCAAUUGAGCCACCUGCUGAGGCAGCACCACCUCCACCACAACCCCUAAAGCUGACCAAAAAGGAGCAGAAGAAAUUGCGCACGCAACGUCGGCUCGCCAGGGAGAAAGAACGUCAGGAGAUGAUCAGGCUGGAGGCUCGGCCCGUCUGGCUCGAGUCGAACAAGGCACGGAGAGGACCUGCGGCCGUCUCGGUUUGCCACUGCACGUGCCAGUUCUAUAAGAAAUCAAACCAGAAAAACUGCCCCUAA
Striga hermonthica is the source of this 1896-nucleotide messenger RNA. Lineage: Eukaryota; Viridiplantae; Streptophyta; Magnoliopsida; Lamiales; Orobanchaceae. The record is from the annotation of a GenBank genome assembly.